AUGAAAGCCGCAACACAAGCAAUGGCUGCUGCUUCCAGGAACGAUUUCGCCUUGAAACAGGAUUCUUCCUACCGGAUUUCCAAACCCAGGACGGAGGAUUUAACCACUGAGAUGCAGGCAUGUUUUCACAAACUCAAAGAUAUGGUCCCGACUGUGCCGUCAAAUAGGAAAUUAUCUAAGGUGCAAUUGUUACAGCACGUCAUAGAUUACAUCCUAGAUUUGGAAGUGGCGUUAGAUGUUGAGCCGGGAUCUUGUGUAGCGCCAUCACCUCUACUAGUCCCCUUCCUCAAUUCAGUCAACAGGACACCUUUGGCAGAGAAAUCCGAACCCAAUUUCAGAGUGUCAAAUGAGCGAGUUAAUUCUCCUCAUUUUGGUUUAUCCAGACAGAAGUUACGGAGGAACCGGACACCACGUCCAAGUGAACUCCAGUUCAAUGAAGGAAGCAGGAACUAA
Messenger RNA from Liolophura sinensis, 453 nucleotides. RefSeq names its product DNA-binding protein inhibitor ID-4-like. Bases 1 to 453 code for a protein of 150 amino acids. Gene Ontology annotation, molecular function: protein dimerization activity; transcription regulator activity. Gene Ontology annotation, cellular component: nucleus; cytoplasm. Gene Ontology annotation, biological process: circadian regulation of gene expression; negative regulation of transcription by RNA polymerase II; cell differentiation. The transcript has 2 exons. NCBI's taxonomy places the organism in Eukaryota, Metazoa, Mollusca, Polyplacophora, Chitonida, Chitonidae. The record is from RefSeq and is a predicted model, not a curated record.